AUGAAGGUUCUGAAUCGCGCCGGGCUUGGUCAUCGCGCGCGUGAGCUCGGUUUGCUGCCCGAUAGGGUGGCAUGGCGCAAGCCAGACGGGACAUCAAUCGCCAGUCUCAGCAACAAGAUCCAUGGGGACGAUCCAGAUCGGCUGCUUGCACUGCCCUUGUGCGAUCUGGCGCAGCUCAUAUACGACGAAUCGAAGGAUCUGCCAACAGUCACUUACCUUUUUGAUCAUCGUGUGACGGGCAUUGGGCAGGAUGAGAAGAGGGCCUGGGUUGAUGUAGAGAACUGCAGAACCGAGGAAACUCGGGAACUAUUCGCCGAGUACAUUGUCGGAUGCGACGGAGCUAAUAGCAUUGUUCGGCGGCGUUUAUUUGGGGACACGAAUUUUCCAGGUAAAACAUGGGACGAGCAGAUUGUGGCGACAAAUGUAUACUACGACUUUGAUCAGUUCGGAUACACCGACUCAAACUUCAUUUUGGAUGCAGAAGACUGGUUCAUGGCGGCGAAAAUCACCAAAGACGGUUUGUGGCGCGUGACAUACGGAGACGUCUCCGGGCUGUCGACGGAGGAAGUCAUCGCCCGGCAACCCGAAAGGUUCAAGAAGAUACUCCCAGGGCAGCCUGAGCCCAACCAGUACAAGCUCGUUAGCAUUGGGCCGUACAAAGUCCAUCAACGCUGCGCCGAGAAAAUGCGUGUCGGCCGGUUCCUGCUUGCUGAAGACGCAGCGCAUCUUUGUAACCCGUUUGGGGGCCUCGGCCUGACCGGCGGCAUCGUCGAUAUCGGAGGGCUCUAUGAAUGCCUCUCUGGAGUCCUUACUGGCAAGGCGGACGAAAGCAUCCUGGACGUCUACGACGACGUACGCCGCCAAAAGUACAGAGAGAUAAUCGACCCCGUAUCCAGCGAUAACUUCCGACGAAUGUUUGCAGUGCCUGGUGACAAGGUACUUGAGACCGAUGAGUUCCUAAGGCUGUGCAAAGAGGCCGAAUCAGAUCAGGAGAAAGCGAGGGAGAUGACCAAGGGCGCUCAAGCACUGGGCUAUGACUUUACGCAGCACUACAACACGAAGACCAACGGCGUCAACGCCCACAUUAGUCCUCAUUGA
Colletotrichum chrysophilum is the source of this 1098-nucleotide messenger RNA. RefSeq lists its product as uncharacterized. The transcript has 4 exons. Gene Ontology annotation, biological process: 3-(3-hydroxy)phenylpropionate catabolic process. The record is from RefSeq and is a predicted model, not a curated record. Lineage: Eukaryota; Fungi; Ascomycota; Sordariomycetes; Glomerellales; Glomerellaceae. Gene Ontology annotation, molecular function: FAD binding; 3-(3-hydroxyphenyl)propionate hydroxylase activity. The coding region runs from base 1 to 1098 and encodes 365 amino acids.